Molecule: messenger RNA, 3609 nt
Organism: Necator americanus (New World hookworm)
Lineage: Eukaryota; Metazoa; Nematoda; Chromadorea; Rhabditida; Ancylostomatidae
Exons: 32
Coding region: 1-3609 (1202 amino acids)
Biological process (GO): protein sumoylation
Cellular component (GO): cytoplasm; SUMO activating enzyme complex
Molecular function (GO): SUMO activating enzyme activity
Source: RefSeq, a predicted model, not a curated record
AUGUCCUCUAUUGCACCGCACCACCCUUGCUCCCCGCCUCUGUCUGCGAUUCGUCGAAUGAAAUGGCGUCAAAUUCAAUUCGUCAAUUCGUCAAAUGAAAUGGUCGAGGCGUCCGAAUGGAUUUUCGACAGAUCGCAGACGGGGGGAAAAGGUAGUGUUCGGACUGUAAUUUACGGAAACGAGCGCAACUCCACUCAUUUGCUACCAGCCAUCUUAAAAAAAUGGCUUGGGAACCACUUUGGUUCCUACGAGGUACCACACCGCCACCGUAGGUGUGUAUUCUUCGAACGUGUUGGGACGGAGUCACAUAUCACAUCUCCGUCACAGCGAGCCUACGUGAUCUCGCUGGUGAAAACCUAUAUUUCGGGUAAGGCUCCGCCUACGAAGAAGGCACGUGUGGUCGAAUUAAGUGACUGUCCAAAGGAAUCUACCAUCGUCUUGAAGAACUCUAAUUCGAAUUCCCAGUCAAAAAGAAUGGCUUCUGAGAAGAACGGACAAGAGGCGAUGGACACUGACACUGGAGGACUCGACACAAAUCUUUAUUCAAGACAAAUUUAUGCUCUUGGCGAGUCUGCGAUGAUCCAUUUGAGGAAGGCUUCAGUCCUGAUAUCCGGACUAGGAGGAGUUGGUGUUGAGAUCGCGAAGAAUCUUAUCCUCGGAGGCGUUCGCAGCGUCACUCUUCAUGACACCAAAAACACUCGAUGGUUUGACCUGUCUGCUCAAUACUACUUGACAGAAGGUGAUCUUGGUAAAAAUCGUGCAGCUGCUAGUUUCGAAAGGUUAGCAGAACUGAAUGACAGUGUGAACUGUCAACUGGUCGUGGAUCGGCUUACUGAAGAUUUCGUGAAACAGUUUGAUCUUGUGAUUCUCACUGAUACCCCCCGGAGCGAGCAGUUGCAAGUUGCUAGUUGGACAAGAACACAUAAUCGCUAUUUGUUACUAGCCGAUGCACGCGGUCUCUACAGCUACAUAUUUGCUGACUUGGGCAAUUCAUUCCGCAUUGACGAUCCAAAUGGCGAGCAGAUCAAAGAGUUUCUCAUUGAAUAUGUUGAUGCUGAAACCGGUGAUGUGACAACACUAGAAAACCAGAUGCAUGGUUUGGAAGAUGGCGAUUAUGUGACUUUUUCUGAAGUGAAGGGAAUGACUGAAUUGAAUGGUUGUGCACCACUGAAAAUUACUGUCAAAAAACCUCACGUGUUUAACAUAGGAGAAGCAGCGAAAAAUUUAUCUCAGUAUGAGGAAGGAGGUCGCGUGAAACAAGUAAAAGUACCCACAUUUGUUUCGCACAAAACGCUUGAGGAGUCACUUGCAGAUCCUGAGUUUGUAUACUGGGAUUUCGCCAAGUUUGAUUAUCCCUCACAGUUACAUCUGCUUUGGGGUGCUCUGUAUAAGUUUGAGGCUAAGCACGGACGCCAUCCAAAUCCACGCUCCGAUAGCGAUGUUCGGCUGUUGAAGGUUGAAUUACCAGAUGGUGCCGAAGUUAACGAAAAACUUUUGAAGCUUUUCAGCUACCAAGCUUCCGGAAAUCUAGUCACUAUAGCUUCGAUAGUUGGUGGGAUUGCUGCUCAAGAAGCCAUGAAAGCCGUUACCCAUCACAUGACUCCACUAAAACAAUGGCUUUACCUUGAUUGUGACGAUGCUUUGCCCGGAAACUGGAGCGAAUUUGAUAAUGAAAAACUCAGCGAAGAAGACUGCAAACCACGCGGUUGUCGAUAUGAUGGACAAGCAGCAGUUUUUGGAUGGAAAUAUCAAGAAGCGCUGUUCAAUCAGAAAUGGUUUGUUGUUGGCGCAGGAGCCAUUGGUUGCGAAUUACUGAAAAACCUUGCGAUGAUGGGUGUGGCAUGCGGUGAAGGAGGUUUGAUCAAGAUAACUGAUAUGGAUCAAAUUGAAAUUAGUAAUUUAAAUAGGCAAUUUCUUUUCCGAAUGAAUGAUGUUGGAUCCAAAAAGUCUGUUGUUGCUGGACGAGCUGUGAAAUUCUUCAACAAAGAUGUUCACAUUGAAGCUCUUUCGGAAAGAGUUGGACCUGAUACUGAACACAUUUUCAAUGAUGACUUUUUUGCCGAGCUUGAUGGAGUGGCAAACGCUUUGGAUAAUAUUGACGCUCGACGCUAUAUGGAUAGACGAUGUGUAUUCUAUCGUCUUCCUCUACUUGAGUCUGGCACUAUGGGUACUAAAGGAAACACCCAAGUGGUCUACCCAUAUCUUACCGAGUCCUAUGGAUCAUCCGUCGAUCCUCCUGAAAAAGAUAUCCCUAUCUGCACAUUAAAGAACUUCCCGAAUGAAAUCCAGCAUACCAUUCAAUGGGCAAGAGAUUUGUUUGAGGGAUUAUUUACUGGCCCAGUUGAGACCGCCAAUCAGUUCCUAGCUGAUGAGAGAGCCUUCUUGGAGCGACUGGAGCAGAUGAACGUCAGUCAACGAACACAGCUUUUGAGCCAGGUGAAGGAUGUUCUCAUCGACAGCAAGCCAUCAAAUGCUGAGGACUGCAUAAAGUGGGCACGUCUUCUGUUCCAGGAACAUUAUCAUGACAAUAUCGCUCAAAUGUUGCAUUCCUUCCCAGCAGAUCAGGUAACCGAUCAAGGAGCGAAAUUCUGGUCCGGUACAAAACGUUGUCCACAUGUGCUCGACUUUGAUCCUUCCCAAGAGGAGCAUCGUAAUUUUGUGUAUGCAGCUUCGAUUUUGCGGGCGCAAGUCUACGGAAUUAAACCGAUUCUCGAUAUUGAUCUCGUGAUGAAAAUUGCUUCGUCGGUUCAGCCUCCGCCUUUCAGACCACGAGCAGGAGUUAAGAUAGCGGUCACAGAAGCCGAAGCAAAGGAGAACGCCGAAGCUGAAGAUGCUAACGCCGAUGGCGCACUUGAACAAGUGAAAGUUAAACUCGCUCGACUGAAUACGAAAUCCAUUCAGAAACUUAACCCUAUUGAUUUUGAGAAGGAUGAUGAUACUAAUCACCACAUGGAAAUGAUCACUGCUGCUUCCAAUCUUAGGGCUGAGAACUACUCGAUUCAACCAGCAGACCGAAUGAAGACCAAACAAAUAGCCGGCCGCAUAAUACCUGCGAUAGCUACUACGACAGCUACAGUUGCUGGUCUUGUAUGCAUCGAACUUUAUAAGAUGGUUGGAUCUGACGGAUUGCCUAAAACGCCAACGACUCGUUUCAAGAACGGCUUCAUCAACCUUGCCUUGCCGUUCUUCGGAUUCUCGGAGCCCAUUGCAGCUCCAGUGAAAAAGUAUAACGAAACAACAUUCACUCUUUGGGAUCGGCUAGAAAUUCAAGGACCAAAAACGUUACAAGAAGCUGUGGAUUGGAUUCAGAACGAAACUGGUCUUGAAGUGACUAUGCUUUCAUCUGGGGUCUCGCUAAUCUACUCGUUCUUCAUGGAUGCUAAGAAGCGAGCCCAUCGCAUGCCAAUGGAUGUAAAAGCCGUUGUUGAAGACGUCUCGAAGCGAGAAGUGCCUCGGCACCAACGCUCAUUGGUCCUGGAGAGAGCCAAUGUCUUCACUUGCCUUGCGCUUCAUCACCCAAGUAGCGCUGCCUUUCCCGUUGGAGGUCCCACUCUUCUCGUCUGUAGGCUCGUGACUCAUUCUAGUGCAGUUUUUUUUUACUACCUUUAA